AAAAUAAAUCCUGCCCGGGACCCGAGGCAAACUGGGCUGGCAGAGAGGGCGCCCACAGUCUUGCCUCCUUCUCCCCUCGGAGCAUCCCAUCCUGCCCCGCAGACCAGUCGCUUGGCACGGACACCUCCGCCAAACUAAAUCAGACAUGGCAUCUGAAAAAAAGCAACCGGAUUCCAGCUCAGCUCCAGCCCAAGUGCCUUUGCCUGCACCCCUCAGUGACCUGAAGAUUCAAUAUACGAAGAUAUUUAUAAACAAUGAGUGGCAUGAUUCAGUUAGUGGCAAAAAAUUCCCUGUCCUUAACCCUGCGACCGGAGAGAAAAUCUGUGAAGUGGAAGAAGGAGAUAAGGAGGAUGUUGACAAAGCUGUUAAAGCAGCAAGAAAAGCUUUUGAGCUUGGAUCCCGCUGGCGCACAAUGGAUGCUUCUGAAAGAGGAAAGCUGUUGAACAAAUUGGCUGAUUUAAUUGAACGGGAUCGGCUCCUGUUAGCUAGUAUGGAGAGCAUUAAUGCAGGGAAACUCUUUUCCAAUGCCUACCUAAUGGACUUAGGUGGCUGUAUCAACCCUUUACGCUACUGUGCAGGUUGGGCUGAUAAAAUCCAUGGGCGUACCAUCCCAAUGGAUGGAAACUAUUUCACAUAUACAAGACAUGAACCUGUUGGAGUCUGUGGUCAAAUUAUACCUUGGAACUUCCCACUGGUGAUGUUCAUCUGGAAGAUUGCCCCAGCUCUCUGUUGUGGAAACACUGUGGUCGUCAAACCGGCAGAACAGACUCCACUCACUGCGAUUCAUAUGGGCUCUCUAAUUAUAGAGGCAGGAUUUCCACCAGGAGUCGUGAAUAUUGUUCCAGGAUAUGGACCCACUGCCGGAGCAGCCAUUUCCAAUCAUAUGGACAUAGAUAAAGUGGCAUUCACAGGCUCCACUGAGGUUGGAAAGAAGAUCAAAGAAGCUGCUGGAAGGAGCAACUUGAAGAGGGUCACCCUGGAACUUGGAGGGAAAAGUCCCAAUAUAAUCUUUGCUGAUGCUGAUAUGAACUGUGCAGUUGAAUAUGCACACAUUGGCCUAUUCUACCAUCAGGGGCAAUGUUGUAUAGCUGGAUCUAGAAUUUUUGUGGAAGAGCCAAUAUAUGAUGAAUUUGUACGUAGGAGUGUGGAAAGAGCUAAGAAAAUUGUUGUUGGAAAUCCUCUGACUGCUGGAGUACAUCAAGGUCCUCAGAUUGAUAAGGAGCAGUAUGAUAAAAUACUGGCAAUGAUUGAGAGUGGGAAAAAAGAAGGAGCCAAACUUCAUUGUGGAGGAGGGCCCUGGGGAGACAAAGGCUUCUUCAUCCAGCCCACAGUUUUCUCUGAUGUUACCGAUGACAUGCUCAUUGCCAAAGAAGAGAUAUUUGGACCAGUGCAGAUGAUUAUGAAAUUCAAAACUAUAGAUGAAGUCAUCAAAAGAGCAAACAACACUCCCUAUGGCCUAGCAGCUGCAGUAUUUACCAAAGACAUCGAUAAAGCUUUGACAUUUACAUCUGCUCUUCAGGCUGGAACAGUCUGGGUUAACUGCUAUAGUGCAAUGUCUGCUCAAUGUCCUUUUGGAGGAUUCAAAAUGUCUGGAAAUGGUCGUGAGCUGGGAGAGUAUGGCCUUCAUGAAUAUACAGAAGUCAAAACUGUCACAAUCAAAAUUCCACAGAAGAAUUCGUAAAGUCAAUGCACAAAAGAGGACCUGACAAUUUUUAUGGCUAAGCAAAAUUGUGAAGGCCUGCAAUACUGCAAAACGUUUUGUAGCUGAAGUUUUCAUUUAAACUUUGAUUCUUUUUCUUUCUAUCAAAACAAAUGCUUUUAACCACUAUUAACUGUUGUUUUUAGAAAUUCCUUAACCUGUUUCACUGAGAAAGGGAAAUCUUAAUGCCAAUAUCAAACAGUUUUGUAAUGUUAGUGAAAAGAGUCAUUUCCUGGUUUAGGUAUAUCAAUGGUUCUGUGGAAAACAAAUUGUUGACAAAUAAUUUUUACACAAUUUGGGUGAGUGCAUUGUCUGUGACAUUGUUAGUUGUCUUUGUUAUGAGUUUUUCACAAGCAGUCACACGUGUCUCAGAUGUUUUGUUAUCUGGGAAAAUCAUUAGCAACCUUUUGGUGCAUGGUAUAGAUUCAGAUCUGUUCAUAUUAACUUUUGUACAAAGGUGCUUUGGAUGUAAACUUUAUUAAAAUCUACUCAUUAAGCUGUUAUUAAAUCAGUUAUUUUCUAAGAUAAACUAGAUUUAUUAGAAAUUGGUGAAUUUCAGGCAAUAGCUAUGUGUCACUCUGUUGCAGUAUUUUAAAACUAGUAAAUUAAUUAUGGCAGAAGCUUUCAGCAAAGUGUAGUGGUUUGAGUAUUGGACUAUGGCAGGAGACCCAUGUCUGAAUCUCCAUUUGGCCAUAGAAACCCAUUUGCAACCUUGGCAAGUCAUAUCUUCUCAGCCUCAGAGGAAAGCAAAAGGCAAAUAACAUUUGAACAAAUCUUGCCAGGAAAACCCCAUGAUAGGUUCAUCUUAGGGUCACCAUAAAUAAAAAAUAACAUGAAGGCAGACAGCAACAACAAGCUUUCAUGGAUAACAGUCAAUUUCAUCAGAUGCUGGAAUUAAACUAAGUCUCACAAUGUUUUCUUUAUUUUCACAUUUAUAACUGGACACCAAACUUUGUUGAAAGGACAUUGUUUAUGUGCAUACACCAUUUCAAAAACUAAAAUAUUUGGAGUCAGGCCAAAAUAGACAUAAGUUCUACACAACCCAGUAGCCAACCAGAAGUGCCGAAAAGUUCCUUUAAAAAAUUAAGCCAGGCCUUUCCACUAUUGCCAGUUGGAGCAAGCUAUUGCUGCAUUUAUUCUCAUCCAUUUCCAUUGCUAUAGAAAUAAGGGACAUUAUUCUGUGACAAGUUUAGGAGACACCAAAAGCAUUACCAUUGUUUAGAAACAAUUUCUCCAAUUCAUAAGCCAUGAUGCAGUAGCCAAAGAGCAACAGGAUAUGUUCAUUGGGUUGUUUUACAGGAACAUUGAUCUGUGUAAGAACUAGUCAAGAAAAGGUACUAUAUGGAAGAAUGAUGUAUUCCUCCUAAUAAUGAGAGUGGAAACACCACCCUGUUUUUGAAUAUUGAGGAAACAGUGGCUGAAGGCCAAAACAUAGAGACCUAUCCCAAGACUGAUCAUCAUAGGCCCCUUCUACACUGCCAUAUAAUUCAGAUUAUCAAAAUUGAUAGUCCACAUUAUCUGCUUUGAACUGGAUUAUGGGAGUAUAUACUGCCAUACAAUUCAGUUCAAAGUCAAUCAGAUUUUAAAUGGCAGUGUAGAAGUGGCCACAGUCACCUUAAUCUCAUUGUGAUCAUACAAACAAACAUUAAGCCACUCCUGACAAGAAGUCUUGCUUGUUUUAAUUUACAUUUCAGUAGUUCAACUGAAAAAAAAAUAUUGAAAGUGUCUAGUGGUAAGAGAGCAAUUAUGAUACAGCUCACCUUGUUUCUUUGCACACAGACUUCUAGAACCUGGGGCAGCUACCCAGGUUCUAGCAUUCCCACUAAAUGUAUUUCCAAUGGAGGAGAGGCAGAAAUUUCCCAUGGCUGUUUAUGAGACAGAGACCUCGCCAAAUAUAUGCGAUCUAGUUUAUUUCCAAAUAAAUUGAUGUUUCUGCUUC
This is a messenger RNA of Anolis carolinensis (green anole), 3638 nucleotides long. RefSeq names its product aldehyde dehydrogenase 1 family member A1 (gene aldh1a1). The record is from RefSeq and is a predicted model, not a curated record. The transcript has 14 exons. Bases 146 to 1681 code for a protein of 511 amino acids. Gene Ontology annotation, molecular function: benzaldehyde dehydrogenase (NAD+) activity. NCBI's taxonomy places the organism in Eukaryota, Metazoa, Chordata, Lepidosauria, Squamata, Anolidae.